CGAUUUUGUAACGGUUAACAGUUGAACCCUAAUCACUAAUUUUUUCGAUUUAGCCUCCGGAAAAAAGAGGCUUUAAUUCAUCAAUAAAUCUCUAGCUGUGAAUGUCUCGCUGACUCGAUUGAAGGAGAAAGUCGUCAGAUUGAGUAAGAAAUUCAAGAAUCGUGCCAAAGGGAAGAAUGGUUUGGACAACAGCUUUAGAAAAGCUCAUGACCAGAAACCUUUCGGUGAAGAAGAUCUGGGACAGCCAGUGAGGAUUUCUAGGCCUACCUGCUGAUGGUAAGUAAAAUGGAAAAGCAAAGAAGAGAGGCCAUUCUAAUGGUGGGAGUAGCAGUAAAAUUGUGGCCAUGGCUGCAGAUUUGGGUGCGGCGAAUGGAUUUGAAAAUGCAAAGAGCAUUGGUGGUGGUAUUAGUGGUGAAAAUUCCAAUAGGAAGAUCCAAAUGAUACUUUGGGAGCAGGGAAUGGAGGAGCAAAGAUAAUGGAAAUUGGUUGAGGUCACUGAUUAGAAAGAUGGAUUUAGCUUAGAUUAGAUCUUAACUGGUGCCGAAGUUGGAUGAUUGUAGUGUUAAAGGAGUAGGGUGGAAAGCAGCUAGUCUAAGCAACAAAAGAAAGGUUCAAGCUUGAUGAUGAAACUGAGCAAGAGAAGCAGCAGAUCGAGAAUUCCAAUUCUUGCUAGCGGAGACAUCCACCACGUAGAAGAUGGAUUGCUCGACCAGACUGAUUUGAUUGUGGAGUACUUGAAGCUGUGCGAAGAGUAGCAGUUCAUCCUCAUGUUAGAGAGGAUUUGAAUGCACAAUCCAACCUGACCAUUGCAAGUUCUAGCUGAACAUUCAUCCUUGUGUCAUGAACAAGGUACAAUGUAUGCUCUGUUUAUACUGUGAUUCAUAGGAUGACAGCUUGCAGAUUCUUUGUUGAUGUUCUUAGUACCCCUUUGAGGAGAUCUACAAGACAAUCAAAGCCAUCGUCGGUGAUAAGGUUGAGAAGGUGAUGGUGGGUGUAGCGCCAACAAGAAGAGGAUCAUGAAGGCUGAUUUUUUGAGGGACAACAACAUGGGUCCAUGCACAUCUAGCAAGAAGACCAUGGACAAGCUAAGGAAGAGUGAUGAUGCUGAUAAGAACGACAAGUCUGUUAUGGAUCUUGUGCUACUACUGUUCGACACUACGUUGCCGACCUCUAUGUUCAGUGUUGAGGGCACUUUGGCAACCAGGAUUCACAGGAUGUUGCUUGAGCUGAGCACUGAUGAGGAUGAUCUGGUUGGUGGCGAUGAGUCGGAGAUGCCUUCACUUGAGGAUGAUGGUGUUGUCGAAAUCCCAGAUGGGUUUGAGACAGAUCAGAAUUUGCAGUAGUCGUGGUAAAUCUGCUGCUGAUUGUUGGAGGUUGCUGCAGAAUCCAGUUGCUGCCGCUGAAAUUCGAUAAACUCAAUCUGGACAAGGUUUGAGUUUAGGGGAGGCUGUUUGUUAGAAUAAUUAAUCACAUGCUUU
Messenger RNA from Linum trigynum, 1478 nucleotides. The record is from the annotation of a GenBank genome assembly. Lineage: Eukaryota; Viridiplantae; Streptophyta; Magnoliopsida; Malpighiales; Linaceae.